This is a messenger RNA of Nicotiana tabacum (common tobacco), 879 nucleotides long. NCBI's taxonomy places the organism in Eukaryota, Viridiplantae, Streptophyta, Magnoliopsida, Solanales, Solanaceae. The record is from RefSeq and is a predicted model, not a curated record.
AUGUUGAAGGAAUUUGAUGUGUCUAAUUUGACUCGAGUCAGUUCUCCUUUGGAUCCUGCCUUGAAGCUUCAAGCUGAUGAUGGAGAAUAUCUGCAAAACCCAACUAUAUUUCGUCAUCUGGUCGGAAAGCUAAAUUAUUUAACAAAUACUAGACCAGAUCUUUUUUUUGCUGUACUCACCCUCAGUCAAUACAUGCAGAAGCCAUGUGUGUCUCAUCUCUCUGAUGCUUUACGAGUACUCAAAUACCUCAGUUUUGCUCCGGGACAAGGCAUUCUUCUUUCAGCUGAGGCAUCAUUUUCCUUGCUUGCAUUCUGUGAUACUGAUUGGGCUUCCUACAAAGAUUUAAGAAGGUCCGUUAGUGGGUUCUUUAUCACUCUAGGAGGAGCUCCCAUCUCCUGGAAAUCAAAUAAGCAAGUCUCAAUUUCUUUGUCAUCCGCAGAAGCCGAAUAUAGGUCUGUGAGAAGGGUUACUGCAGAGCUUACCUGGUUGGUACUAAUUCUUGAGGAUCUAUCUACACCAGUCACUCUACCAAUUCCUCUUCACUCUGAUAGCAAGGCAGCAAUCCACAUCGCCCGAAACCCCGUCUUUCAUGAACGCACAAAACAUGUCGAAAUUGACUGUCAUUUUGUGCGUCAACAGUUUCUUUCAGGGUUAAUCACUCUUUCUGUUGUUCUCUCCAAAGCUCAGCUUGCAGACAUCUUUAUGAAGCCUCUUUCUGGGGUUUCUUAUCGAGAGAUUUUGGACAAGUUAGGGGUCACUAGGUUCCCCUCCAACUUGAGGGGGGAUGUUGAGAAGAUAAAGCCCCCUCAUAAUUUUGAUUUUCAUGGUGGUUCAUCUACAGAUAGAGAAGAAGAUGAGAUGAAGAAGAAGAAGAACUAA